Hansenula anomala is the source of this 786-nucleotide messenger RNA. It is a transcript of the gene YPQ2, whose product is annotated as Ypq2p. The transcript has a single exon. The annotation marks the transcript as partial. The record is from RefSeq and is a predicted model, not a curated record. NCBI's taxonomy places the organism in Eukaryota, Fungi, Ascomycota, Saccharomycetes, Phaffomycetales, Wickerhamomycetaceae.
CUUUCUGCAUUCUUUGGCGGUGCAAGUUUUGCCUCUAAUUUGGUUGCAACUAUUCCACAACUAAUUGAGACCUAUCAACAAAAAUCGGUUGAAGGUUUGUCGUUAGUCUUUGUGUCCAUAUGGGUCAUUGGUGACAUCACAAGUCUUAUAGGAUGCUUCUUAACAAACCAACUAUUCUUCCAAUACGUGUUGGCUCUAUAUUUUCUAUUCAAUGAUUUCAUAUUGGUUGGUCAAUACUAUUAUUAUGGAUAUUAUCUUAAAAAGCAUCACCAUCAUCAUCACCAUCACCAUCAUCAUCAACAUAAUGAAGAAAGUACUCACUAUGGCUCAACUAAUAGAAAAAGAUCUUCAGGCUCGCUCAUAGGUGCUGCAGCAAGAGCCGCUGUUCCAGCGGUUGCUGUUGCUUCAAAUAUUGGACAAAGUAGUGCUUUCCCAAUUGGAGAUUUCAUGACUAGUACCACCAGUAUUGGUGGAUUUUCAAUAGAUUCCAAAACAUAUGGUGUGUUUUUUGCAUGGUUUGGUGCUGGAUUAUAUUUUUUCUCUAGAAUUCCUCAAUUGAUUAAAAACCAUCAAAGAAAAUCCACUGAAGAUAUUUCACCAAUUUUAUUCGCAUGUACAUUAUUCGGUAACAUAACAUAUACAGCAUCAAUCCUAGUGAGUUGUGACUUCAUUUAUGGUGAAAACAGAUUAGAAUUUUUUAUUAAUGAGUUACCAUAUAUCAUAGGAAGUGCGGGUACUAUUGUAUUUGAUUUGUUUUACUUUUAUCAAGUUUGGCUAUACAAUGAU